GUUUUGUCUUAUUUUAUUUGCUCGAAUAGGAAAAUAGAACGCAAUUAUGAGAUAAAAAUUAAGAAAUCAAGCAUUUUGAGGUUUUUAAAAUACAAAUUCCCAGUUUUAAGCUAUUAUCAUCGAAGAUGAGCCAGCUAUACUCGUGCGUAGCGGUAUACCCCAUUGGAAACCAAGAUGGCGAAGGGAAAAAAGUCUUUUAAAGAAAAGAAAAUCAUCAUUUUUGAUGAAGAUUUGAGAAAGGACUAUCUACUUGGGUUUAGGAAACGAAAAAAUCAACGUCGUCAGAAGGCGAUGGAUGAUCUAAAAAAGAAAGAAAAAGAAAAGAUAAGAGAACUUAAGAAAAAGAAAAGAGAAGAGUUCAUGGAACAUCUUAGAAAGCAAAGACAAGAGCUAGAUGCAUUGGAAUCAGAAGAAGAAGAUGAACCAGAAGACCAUUCAACAUCAGUUGAUACAACAUAUGAUCACCCAGAACAAGUUGUCACCGUGACAACAGUCUGUGACCUUGACCUUGAAGAAGAUUCAACAAUUAUUGGCCAUAACAAGGGAAAUCAAGAAAUAGAUUCAAAUCCCGAUAUGAACAGGGUAAAUAAAGAAGAAACAAAAACUAAAGUGUUUGAAAAGAAAAUAAAGAAGUACAACAAAAACCAAAAUACUCAGCGAAAAAGAUCAAAAGAUAAUAACUCCUCAAAAUUUCAUCCCAAGAAGAAAAGGAAAAAAAAUGCACAUAUUGUAAAAUAAAAUGUAUUGUGUAGUUGGUAAUGUCAUUUGGAUUUUCCAAUAAUUUCUCAUUUUAUAUGUAGAAUUUUGUAUGCAGUAAAAUAAAUGUAUUUUAAAGACAUCCUAAUUACAAUUUCAGGAAUUUUCCUCAAAAGAAAACUAAUGGAUUCCCGCCAAAGGCAUUUGAUAUUUUUCUCUUAUYCUCUCUAUUUCAUUAUACACACCAAACGCAUAAUUUAUCACUACUAUACAAUGGAAAGGAGAUCUACUAAAUGCUUGAAAUUAAGAAAGACGUUUUCAAAUUCUCUUUUUUUUCCCUACAUCUAUAUCUGAAGGGAGCUCAUUUGUGGACUGAAAAUACUACCAUAGACGACCGGCUGAUUAUCUCUUAAUAUCAAUCUCUUCGUUAAUAAAUAAAUCGCUUAAUAUCACUCGACUCGUUUGUUUACAACAGCAAAUAAAAGAAAAAUAAGUAAGAAAACUUGAAAUUGAAUUGUUCGCGUCGAAAGUCCAAUAUGAUCAAAAAUUACUGCAGCGAAGCUCUAUCAAGAACUCACGUCAUCCUUAUCGUUUCCGACUUUUGUUAUUUUGACUUCAUCGUUAAAUCACGAACCUUCAAAGUCCAACUUUCUGGCCACAAGGUACGAGAUUUUUGAUACUUUUUCUUCGGCUUUUUGUCAUCAGUUUCCCUC
Messenger RNA from Actinia tenebrosa (Australian red waratah sea anemone), 1409 nucleotides. RefSeq names its product nucleolar protein 12. NCBI's taxonomy places the organism in Eukaryota, Metazoa, Cnidaria, Anthozoa, Actiniaria, Actiniidae. Gene Ontology annotation, molecular function: rRNA binding. The record is from RefSeq and is a predicted model, not a curated record. Gene Ontology annotation, cellular component: nucleolus.